Lycium ferocissimum is the source of this 681-nucleotide messenger RNA. Its product is annotated as fatty acyl-CoA reductase 2, chloroplastic-like. Gene Ontology annotation, molecular function: alcohol-forming very long-chain fatty acyl-CoA reductase (NADP+) activity. Gene Ontology annotation, biological process: long-chain fatty-acyl-CoA metabolic process; suberin biosynthetic process. Bases 1 to 681 code for a protein of 226 amino acids. Lineage: Eukaryota; Viridiplantae; Streptophyta; Magnoliopsida; Solanales; Solanaceae. The transcript has 4 exons. Gene Ontology annotation, cellular component: intracellular membrane-bounded organelle. The record is from RefSeq and is a predicted model, not a curated record.
AUGACUGCAUUCGACCCUGAAAUACUAGAUUUUGCCCCACGCAAAUUCAUUGUUGGAUCCGCCACUGCCUUUAUUAGAGCUGACUUGCAGUACUAUUUGAUUCCAGUUGAUAUGGUUGUAAAUGCUACAGUGCAGGCUGCUAUUGCAAAACAUGGAUACUUGCAAAAUCCAGAACUAAAUGUCUAUAAUGUGGCAUCAACAUCUGUGAAUCCUGUCUCAUUAUCUCAGAUUUUCGACUAUUCUUAUGAUUUUUUUCAGUUAUUUUCUUUUGUUAAUUCAAAAGGAGAAGAAGUUGAGGUUAGAAAAAUGAGAUUUUUUGACAAAAUGUCCGAUUUUUCGAAUUAUAUUUUGGAAGAAUUAUCCAGGCAGCACAGGGUACAAGAUUUAAGUGAAGACGAACUUGCAAAGAUACAGAAGCGUUGUAAAAGGAAGGUGGACUAUUUGAAGCAUUUCAGCAAGCUCUAUGAAGCCUAUUUGUGCUACAAAGGAUGGUUUCACAAUGGCAACGUACGAAAGCUAAUGAAAGAUAUGUCUGAAGAAGAAAAAACAAGCUUUGAAAUUGACGUGACAAAAAUUAAUUGGAGAAAUUACUUUGUAAAGACCCACAUUCCUGGUGUUCAAAAGCAUGUACUAGAAGGGGGAGGAUACAUUAUUAAUGUUGAAACAAUUAAGUACACUUGA